Molecule: messenger RNA, 2804 nt
Organism: Pelmatolapia mariae (spotted tilapia)
Lineage: Eukaryota; Metazoa; Chordata; Actinopteri; Cichliformes; Cichlidae
Exons: 9
Coding region: 145-978 (277 amino acids)
Cellular component (GO): plasma membrane
Source: RefSeq, a predicted model, not a curated record
CGAGCGAGGACGAAGAGGCGGAGCGUGACGCAGAUCAAGGCUUGGAAAAGCACACGCAGCAGCAUUCAAGAUUUAGUUAUUUCGUUUCCCACCUGACUUUCACCGUGUGUUCAGCUCAACGAUCCGCUGAUUAUCAUCAUCAUCAUGGCUCUGGAUGGAUGUGGCUUGCUCUGCAAAUAUAUCCUCAUCAUUUUCAACAUCAUCUUUGCGGUGGUGGGGUUUGCCUUCCUUGGACUUGGCUUGUGGCUGAGGUUCAGCGACAACACAAGAGCAGUUUUCCAUGUGGAGGAAUUAAGCUCCAGCGCAUUUGUUAUGGGUGUGACUGUGCUGAUCGCUCUCGGGGCGGUGAUGCUGUUUGUGGUGAUGUUUGGAGACUACGGUGCCUGCAACGAGAAGAGAUGCGCUCUGCAAGUGUUCUCCGCCCUUCUGGCCAUACUGGCUGCUGUGGUAGUUGUUGUUGGAGUGCUUGCCAACUACAAAAGGGAUGAGGUUGGAAGCAAGUUAGUUGAGUUCUAUGGUACCUUGUAUGCUCUCUAUGUGCACAAUCAAGACCCAGGAAUUGCUGUCACACUCACCUUCAUCCACAACACUCUUCACUGCUGUGGAGCGACUGGUGUCUCCAUAAUAGAGCUCGUUAAGCAGACCUGCCCCAAACCAGAUGGGUUUUUGGAAAGCAUCAAGAUGGAUAGCUGUCCUGGCAUCAUCGCAGAUGCCUUUAACAGUAAAGCACCAAUGAUGAUGGGCAUCUUCGUUGGAACUGGAGUGCUCCUGAUCAUCGCUCUGAUUUGCAGCAUUACCCUCAGCAGAAAGAUUAUUUCUGCCUCAACACCUCAGUACAUUAUCCUGACUCAGACCACUUCUACUCGGGCUAACUUUCAGCCAGCUCAGCAUGAAGUAGUCACCAGCACAUGUGCUGACCAGGACCCGGUCUUUUUCACUCCUCUCAGCGCAGCCAACAUCCCCGUGGCUUAUGCUUAGUGCACUCUUCAUUCUCACUGCGCUUGUCACACCGUUUUGAUUUUACUCCACAUUGCUUUAGAGUGAACUACACAUACUCCAUCUGCUGCUCUCAGCAUUGUCUCAAAUUUUUAUCAUUAGCAGUUGUUAUAGGAGAAAUCCAACCUAACAAACACAACUCAGCUUACAGUUGACAGGUUUGACAGCACAUCACAGCAUUUAGCAAAUGAGUUUUCACAUUUUUAAUCACCGAACUUGCUUCUUCUGCAGAAGGAUUGACAUUUGCUGGCAAAACAGUAUAAGAAACCCUCUGGUGCUCUGAAUAUUCCCUCCACCACUAGUCAACUCUUUAAUCUUUACUUUAGUGCCUUUAAACACACACGGCCAGUACAUCAACAGGGUUGGAUUUGUCCUGUUUGUUUCGACUUCUCUCUCUCACACACACACUUCUGUAGCUGUAUGCGAUCUGAUUGCUGUGGCUGGAAGGUCUAGCCUCCUUUACACUCUUUCACCUGUUGCUGGUUCAAUUCUCGGGAUGAUGUAGUGGGUUGGUCAUUGCAUAGCUCUUUAUCCCAUCCCUGCUCUUUACUUGCCCUCCUCCUUUGUCUGCACAACAGAUGACGGCCAUGAUCUGCGCCUUAGUUCUCCUGAACCAGCUCAAGAAUGCCCAUCGGGAGAGGACAGUGUACUAUUCAAAUGUGUACUAAGAGGAGGAUUGGGGUUUUACACCCUUAACCACCUCAUGUCAACAAAGGCCACUGCUUUACAUACAAGCAGCACAUCAGUGUUUACAUAUUUUCCUUUCCUUUUCUAUAGCUACGAUUACAUUACUUUGGAACCAUAUUUUUAUUAAAAGGCCUUUUUUAAACAUUUAGCUUAAUAUAUCCUGUAGCAUUUCGUGCACUAACCUGACAGGCCUCUAGAUUAUUGUGGCCAAACCCAGCCAUGGGAACACAUUAACAAAUUCAGCUGGUAAGACAUGAAUUUUAUUUUAUUUUUUAAAAACAUUUUUUCUCCUGAAAAGUUAUGCUGUUUAUUUAUGAAUGAGUAUUAGGGCCACAUUAAAGGGGAAGAGAAACAACGUGACCAUGAGCAUACAGACACUGAAGGUGCAGAAAUAUGUAUCUGGUUAAAAUGAAAUAGCUGGAGAUGGACAGAUGCAAGGACAUUUAUGGUCACACUUAUGCAGUACAGAUGUUGUACCAAAAAACACAAGGACUGAUGAUGUUUCAUGAGCUUAACUCCAUGAAGCAGUCUGUAGAAUAAAAAUGACAAAAUCUCCACAUUUUCAUUAUUAUUAAUUUUGAGAAUAAAGUUUCCCCUUCAUGUGACCCUAAUACUAAUAGUUUGUGUCUGUUGCACACAGUAAAAGUUUAGUCACUGGAUAUGGUCAGUUAUGACUGUUAAAAGGGAGUCAGUGUAUCAUCUUUGUUAUAGUAGAGGUCCAAUUACAGCAAGGUGUAGCAUGUUGGGUGUCAUCGCUCUAAUGUGAGCUUCAAUUUCACAUUAGUAUACAGCCACUAAAAAGUAGAGUAUUGUUAAGAAGUGCAUUCCUUUUAGAUUUAUGGUAGAGGUUACAGAGGGCCAAAGAGCAGGACCAAAAAACAAACGACAGCCAGGUACCUGUGAGAGGUUCAGUUUUAGGUCAAACUGUUUAAACAUUCCAGACCGAAUGCUUCAGAAGACUUGUUUCCGUAAAAGCUUAAAAGCUUUCAUCCUGAGAAAAGGGAAAAAAAUUAAGCUCACAUUUCAUUCCUUUGUGUUUUGCUUGUUAACAUUUUUUUAAAUGACACAAUGUUAACUGUCUUGCUGAUAAAAAAAAAAAAUAAAUUUCAAUGGCUAAAUGC